AUGGCGAUGGUUCCUUCACCAGCGGCGACCUGGCUUACGAGACAUUGUCAAUUGGGAGCAGCAAGGUUAAAGGCAUUGCAUUUGGAUGCGGGCAUGACAACGAAGGACAAGGAUUCUCUCAGGGUGGUGGCCUUGUGGGACUGGGAAGAGGUGGUCUCUCCCUUAUCUCACAGCUGGGUUCCAAAGCAGAGAACAUGUUCUCUUACUGUCUUUUGCCCAUCACCGACUCUUCUUCACAAACCAGCCCCCUCUUUUUCGGCGAGGGUGCCUUCCUUGAGCGGAGGAGCCAAGACUCUCCCACUCAUCAAGAGCAGUAUCAUUCCCACUUUCUGGUACAUUCCUAUUACAGGAAUCACCCUCAAUGGUAAGGCACUAGAUAUUCCUCCUGGAACUUUCGAUCUGCAAUCGGACGGCAGCGGAGGUAUGAUCAUCGACUCCGGAACCACUGUGACCAUUCUGGACCAGGUUGCCUACUCUCCUCUUAAGGAAGCAAUUCAGUCCGCCAUUGAUCUCACUCCUGUAGACGGGUCUUCUACAGGUUUGGAUCUUUGUUACCACACAUCAUCCGCUCACCUCACCUUGCCAACCCUCGUCUUCAACUUCAAAGGCGGCGUGUAUUACGAGUUUCCGGCAGACAACUUUUUCAUUCAGGCAUCUGAAAAUCUCUUGUGCCUGGCAAUGUUGGGUGAACCAUCGGGGAAUCCUUCCAUCUUCGGAAACAUACAGCAGCAAAACUUCCAUAUCCUUUACAACAAUGCUCAGAACACGCUCUCUUUCAAGCCCACUAAGUGUGAUUCUCUUUAA
Messenger RNA from Cryptomeria japonica (Japanese cedar), 804 nucleotides. RefSeq names its product aspartic proteinase nepenthesin-1-like. The coding region runs from base 1 to 804 and encodes 267 amino acids. Gene Ontology annotation, molecular function: aspartic-type endopeptidase activity. Lineage: Eukaryota; Viridiplantae; Streptophyta; Pinopsida; Cupressales; Cupressaceae. Gene Ontology annotation, biological process: proteolysis. Gene Ontology annotation, cellular component: extracellular region. The record is from RefSeq and is a predicted model, not a curated record. The transcript has a single exon.